UCAAUUGCCCAUUGAUAUACUCCGGUACAGUAGGUGGCGGUAUGCACCUGGUACAGUAGGUGGCGGUAUGCAUCUGUUUAAUUGUCAUGCUAGCAAUUAGACCAUUACAGCAAAAGACGACGAGAAGAAGAAGCUGCAGAAGAACAAGUCCAGACUUUUUAUUCAUUUUUUAAAGUGAAGGACCAAGUCCCGCAUGGAACCGGGCGGCGCAAGGUUCCAGCCCUGGCGGGACUACUUUGGCUUGUCGGACGCAGUUCGAAGGAUCGUGAGUCGGAACCCGACAACUCCGGAUCCUCCAGAGCAGAUGAUUCCUUCGGAACUGGACGCUCUCCUGGAAAAAAGUGACCGUCAGGAGAACUGUGUAGCAGAUGAUCCAACUCGAUGCACAAUGCAGUUCCACAUUCAUGCACCAGGUGGCGAUCUGCUGGAUGUUCCCGCAGAAGGAGGGCUGAAAGCAGGGCAAGGGCAGAAGCAGCCGAAGACACCCGAGCCUGCACCCGCGCACAUGCUGUGCCGUUUCUGCAAACGUAACGGGGAGCCCGAGGUGGUCUACAAGUCUCAUUGGCUGAAGGACCUCUCGGGAGAUGUCCUGUGUCCUGUCCUGUGGCAGUACGUGUGCCCUCUGUGCGGCGCUACAGGACCGAAAGCCCACACUAAGCUCCACUGUCCGAAGGUGGACAAGGCGUACCGGUCCGUUUACUCCCAAGGUAGACGCUGAACUUCUGGUCUCCUUGGGAGGUUUCACCCGUGUGGCUUUCAAACGUUUUACAGACCGGAUUAAAAUACAUGCAUGAUGUUUUGCAUGGGUUCAAGCUUUAUUUGGUUUGUGUCACAGGUUAGCAUUCAAUAUUUCAACUCUGCUUGGAAUGCUUCGUCUUUUGCUCGAAUCGUUUUGUUACCCGACCUGAGCCCCCCUGUUCUGCUGCUCAUAAUUAGCAAGGAGAUCUGUGAUGACAGAGUCUGAGUCGUUCAUGUCCGUCAAUACUGGCGAGUAACAAAUAGCACCUUGUGUUCAAAACUCCAUCAUGUUAAAAAACAUCCCAAUUAAAAUGCCAAAGAAU
This is a messenger RNA of Doryrhamphus excisus (bluestripe pipefish), 1061 nucleotides long. Lineage: Eukaryota; Metazoa; Chordata; Actinopteri; Syngnathiformes; Syngnathidae. The record is from RefSeq and is a predicted model, not a curated record.